UGUGGGAAAGUUGUGAUGUCAUCUUCCCUUUUUAAUCACUUCCGAUAGAAGAAAGUCAGACUGUCAUACCGGCAUAAGUUGUCUGUGAAGAACUAAAACAGUAAUACGGCUUAUAUAUAAUUAAUACAAAACAUACAGAAAGAUGAGUGAUUGGAGUCAGUACCCAGAAAGUGUUGCAUCUUGCUCAGCACCCGAUGCAUGUGCAGGUUCUGCUAUUUAUGGUCUAGCAAACGGCAGUACUUAUGCUAAAACUAGUACCAUGCCUGAUUUUACACCAGAAGAUGUAAGGAGUGCAGUUGACUAUGUUGAAAAAAAGAAAUAUGAACAAGGUGCUGGUUUGGAAAUUGGGGGAUUGAAAUUUGCCUAUUUAAGAAAAUUUGAAGAUGGAACGGACACAUUUGUAUUUAAAAGAAAAGCAAAAAGAAAUGAAAAUGGAGAUGAAAUAGAACAACUGGAUUCUGCAGAAAAAUAUCAGAUGUUUAUGCAGAUAGCUAAAGCAUCACUAAUGAUCACACUUUUCAAAGGGGACUUGCAAGGAAACCACACUGAAGGAGUAAAAAGAAUGAAUGAUCUUAUUGAAUACCUGAAAAGCGUCAAUAUGUAAUCAUGUAAACAAUAGAUUUAACAAAUUCGUAAAUUAUAUUGUCAAACGAUCAAAACAAAGACCAAAACAGUCCAGCAAAUCAUCCUUUCCUUAGUAUCUAUGUACAUGCUAAGUAAGUUUAGUCGAUUGUAAAUUGCAGUUCGCUUAUGAUAUUAUAUUUGACAACACAUUUCGUAGCAUAUCAUUGUACAUUUCAUUUCAUUUGUUUUAUACUGUAAAUAUACAGUGACCAUAAGAUGAAUCAGUUCUGUUUGCUGAACUCAAAUGAAUAAAUUUUUAUUUUAGAAGGUUUAUUGAUAUAAAUUGUACUGAGAAUUUAUUCCUGAAAAAUAGCAGUAGCUAUUUGACCAAUAACUUUUGAUACAAUUCAAAAGAUCAUAUUCUCCAGAUAUCAAAAGUUAGUGAAUUUAUUUUUUCUACAAAGCAGGAAGGAAAAUCUUGGCAAUCUUUUGUUUCUUUGUCUUUCUUUUUAAACUGGAAGAAACAUAUGCUGUAUUUGAAUUUAUAAAAACAUAAGUUGUAAAUGUACUGUAAGUUAGUUGGAAUUCAGCCAAUGACAAUCUAGACCAAGAAUAACUUCCAAUUCUUUUAAACUAGCACAAAAUUUAUAACAAAUAAACUGAUGCUGAGUUUCUUUUUGCCAAUCUAAUACUUUUAGUUUUCUCAAGACUCAAAAUUCAGAGCUAUUAAACAAAACAUAUUUUUUUCUCUUUUCAGAGUGCAAAUUGUGGCUUUAAUUGUCUGACAUUAUAUAUGUCAUUGUACACACAAUAUUUCAAAUUUUUAUUUUUAUUGUACAUUGUACUAGAGAAAUGUUAAAAUAAGAAAAGAGAAAACCAGAAUGUGAUAUUCAACUAAAACCAUGUGCUGUAUAAAUAGAUUUGUUAGAUGUUCAGGUCUUUUUACGUAUUUGAAUUUGAGAAUAUAAGAUGCUUGUUUUGGUCAAAAAGAAUUAUACAUUUACCUAGAUAAGGUAACAAUGUUUAACAAGUAGCAAGUAGUUCCAAUUAUUACUUAAUCCAGUAUUUAUAUAAUAUUAACUAGUCAUUGAUAAAGAUCUGUCAGGCUUUCAUGAAAAUGAAAGUUAUUUUUUUUUAUAUGUUUGUACCCAGAAAAUAAGGUUAUCUAAAAAAAAAUGUACUUCGGGAAAUUUUCAUGCAAAUUUAGACCUUUAUGAUUUUAUCAUUUAAAACCUUUCAGAAUCUGUUCAAAAUAUCAUAAGACCUUUGCAUAUGUUAUCAAUGCAUUCGUGUACAGAUUGCUGUCUACUUCAAAAAGUAAACCAAAGAUUUUAAUCCCGGUAUGUUGUAUUUGUAGUGGACCUAUAGACACCUUCAUUAAUGUGUUAAUCUUGGUUUCAUGUUUGUCAAAAAAUCUUUAUUCUAUGUAAAGAUUAAAAAUAAAUUAAUUAUUAUUUCACUUUUCUGAAUUGAGUAAAAUGGAUUUGUAAACUGUAGCUAGGAGAAAAGAGCAAUAGUAAAUAUUUGUAUUUUGAGUGAGAAGUUAGUAGGGUUUGAUAAACUCUUAGUGAGUUUUUGUCUAUAUAACAUGUAUACUUAGAAAACAUAUGGAACUGAUUCUGUUACUACCUUGAAGGUAUUGAAUGGUCUAUGGCCUUUCAUAAUUUUAAGUCAUAAUUAUUAGGGACAAUAGGGUAUUUAUGCAGAAAGUAUAAACACUUCUAAAUUUUCAUAAUCUUAAAAUAGCAUAUUUAAAAAUUAAACUUCUGGCUAGAUGAAACUGUUAUAUUUAGUUAUAGGUGUUCAAACAGAAGCAUUUUAUAAAGUGCUUGUCUAAGUUAUUUUUAUAAAUUGAUUCAGACUGAAGAAAGAAGAUAUUUAAAAUGUCAUGAAUGUUCAUAACUUUGAAGGUUUAUUAUUCAAUGCUCCCUUAUCUGAUAUAUAAAAAAAAAUGGAAGUAAAGUAAUUGAAUUGAAACGAGGAAAGGCAUUUGGUGCAUUUGUUUUAAGUCAAUGUGAAUCAGUCUAUCAGUUUUCAUAAUGUAUAAUAUACGAAAAUAUUUGAUUUUUAUUGUAUUAAUUGUUGAGUAUUAAUAUGGAUAUCUUGUUUUACAAGUAGAUAGAUUGUCACUACUACUGAGGGUACUAAUUGAGGGUACAGUUAUACUAUACCACAGUUAAAACAGACAUUAUUGAAAACUGGUAGAUUGAUUCAAAUUUGUAUUAUAAUAGUUCUGUGAUAAAUGUGUAAAUAGAUAUACUGAUCAGUA
Messenger RNA from Mytilus trossulus (common blue mussel), 2833 nucleotides. RefSeq lists its product as uncharacterized. Lineage: Eukaryota; Metazoa; Mollusca; Bivalvia; Mytilida; Mytilidae. The transcript has 2 exons. The record is from RefSeq and is a predicted model, not a curated record. The coding region runs from base 143 to 604 and encodes 153 amino acids. Gene Ontology annotation, molecular function: actin binding.